This is a messenger RNA of Paramecium sonneborni, 2254 nucleotides long. The record is from the annotation of a GenBank genome assembly. Lineage: Eukaryota; Ciliophora; Oligohymenophorea; Peniculida; Parameciidae.
AUGUUAAAUUUGAAAAAAAAAUAUCGUGUUAAAGAAACUAAUGCUUUAGAUGAUUUUUGCAAAAAUCCAGUUGAUGCAAUUAGAAUUUCAGAUAAUUUAGAAGUUAGUUUAAUCAAAAUACCUAAAAUAACAGACUCCUAUCAUUUGUUAAUUUUGGAAUAAUUUUAAAAUUAGAAUCAUCAUAAUUUAGUCAAUGUCUUGGAAAUUUUUGAUGAAAAAAAUUUAGCUGUUAUUGUUAUGGAAAAAUGUAAUAAUAACUUAUUGCAUUAUUUUAAAAAUAAUAAUUAUAAAUUCACAACUGAACAAAUAUUUUCAUUUAUUAAAUAGAUUACAAAAGGUUAUUAAUAGUUCAUAGAAAAAGGGGUUCUUCAUAGAAAUUUAAAACCAGAAAAUAUAUAUUAUUAAAAAAUAAAUAAAGACAUUAUAUUUAAAGUAAAAUUUUAUUAUUAAAAAAAGAUAGCUGGAUAUGAACAUGCUAAACUAUUAGACGAUAGAGAUGAACCUAUAGAUGAAAAUACUAAAAUUUAUGAGAAGACGUACUAUUCAGCUCCUGAAUCAAGCACUACUAACUAUAGUUAUAGUGCAGAUAUAUUUUCAGUAACAAAAACAUAAUUAAUAAUUUUUAGUUUGGAUUAAUAAUACUUCAGAUGGCAACAAACUAACAACUUUAAAAUUUAGAAGAAUUAAAAAAAAAAAGUUUAAAGAAUCUCUGCUAAUUAGAUAAUAUAGAUAAUGAAUUAAAGUAAUUAUUAUGUAAAAUGAUUGUUUACCAAGAUAAAGAUAGAUUAACCUGGUCAGAUUUAAUAAAACAGUUAUUUUAUAGAAUAGAAAAAAAAGAUAAAUCAUAUGAAAUAGCAACUUGUUUAGAAAAUGGAUAACUCUGCUAUGUCAAAAUAGUUAAAAAAUAAAUUGUUGAUCGUUAGUAUUUAUUAGAUAACGCAAAAACAGAAUUGGAUAAUAAUCGAUUGUUAAAAGAUAUAGAUCAUUCAAAUAUCAUAAAAAUAUAUGAUAUUUUGCAUGAACCUAAAAAUUCUUGUAUUUAUAUUAUAAUGGAAAAAUGUAAAGGAAGUUUAAGUGAUCUUUUAUAAGAUGAAUCAUUUUCAUUUGAACAAGUUUUGGAUUUUAUUAAUUAAAUUAAUAAUGGCUAUUAAUAUUUAGAAAAAAAGAAACUUAUUCAUAGAGAUUUGAAACCUGACAAUAUUUUAUAUCAAUAGAUAAAUAAUAAAAUCUAAUAUAAAGUAAAUUUAUUGUUUAAAAAUAGAUUGCUGAUUUUGGAAUAAGUCGCCAAACCGAUUCUGCUAGUUCAAAAUGUGGAACAGUUUUAUAUUCUGCACCAGAAAUAGAUGGAAACCGUGUUUAUACAAAUUCAUGCGAUAUAUACUCAGUUAUUUUUUAAAUAUUAUUUUAGUUAGGUCUUAUUAUCUAUCACAUUGUAACAAAAGAUUAUCCUUUUAAUCCAAAAAAUCUAGAAACAAAGAAAUAAUUUGAAAAGCAACUAAAGGAAAAAUAAUCAAUUGAUUAAAUCUGUCCAAAAAAUCAUAUACUUGAUGAAAGAAUUAAAAUAAUACUGAAUAAAAUGAUUGUUUAUGAGCCUGAUAAGAGAAUUUGUUGGGGGUAAUAAAUAACAGAUUUGAUUUAAAAUAUUUAAUCGACCGUCUAGUCUUAAUAGAAACAAUUGCAAAAAUAGGUAUUUUUAUUUUAAUAGACAUAUUAGAUUUCAAUGCCAUAAUUGCCUCAGUAGACUUAAUAAUUUAAACAGGUAUAAUACAUGUAAUUGCCUUAAUAACAAUAAUAAAUUUAAUAGUUUGAAUAGGCAUAAUAGAUUUAAUAGAUUUAAUAGAUUUAAUAGAUUUAAUAAUAAAAAUAGCAAUAAUACAUUCAAUAAUUGUCAUAACCAUAAUAGACUUUAAAGCCCUAACACAUUUUUACCCAUUAAUAAAAUUAAUUUUAAAACUGGGGUUAAAACACUUUUUACUAACCUCAAUAGUCAAAUUAAAAUAUAAAAAUUUAAACUUACUAAACAAUACCUAAUACAUCAAAACAGGAAAUUUAAUCACAAAAUCCAACAGUGUAAAAUUAUAAUUACAAUUUUCCUCAACCAUAAAACUAAAUAUUUUAAGAAUUUAAUAAAGUUAAUUUUUAAACUCAAUUUAAUUAAGCAUAUUAAAAUAAUUAGUUUUAAUAGGGAAACUAUUAAUAAAAAAUUUAAAGCAAUAAAUAAUAAGGAGCAUAAUCUUUUAUAUAUAAAAAUUGA